Salpingoeca rosetta is the source of this 1318-nucleotide messenger RNA. RefSeq lists its product as uncharacterized. The record is from RefSeq and is a predicted model, not a curated record. The transcript has 7 exons. Bases 242 to 1318 code for a protein of 358 amino acids. Lineage: Eukaryota; Choanoflagellata; Craspedida; Salpingoecidae.
UGUGGGUUGAGGGGUGUUGUGGUCCUGCGAGCGAGUGUGUUUUGUGUGUGUGGGUGUGGCGUGUGGUGUGAGGGUGAGGAGGUGUUGUGUUGUGAGCGGUCGUGGUCAGUGGUGGUGUGUUGUUCUGUGUGAGCAAGUUGGUGUAGACAGCCGCACAACCACACAAGCACAGGGACAAGCACAACAAAGAAGAACAACACAGGCGCUCUCGCUAUGCGCGUGUUUGCUACGGUGUUCGUGCAUGUGGAAAAUGACUGACGUUUUGUGGUUGUUGAUGCCGUGCUUUGUUGUUGUUGUUGUUGCUGCGAUUGCUCCUUCAGCAUCGUCAUCGUCAUCGUCAUCGUCAUCGUCAUCGUCAUCGUCAUCGUCAUCGUCAUCGUCAUCCAACAUUAUCGUCGUUAUUGCCAUCAACAUAAUCAUCAUGGGACAAGGGGGAUCGAAGAAGGGCGCUGGCGGCAAGCUGCCCAAGACGGGGCCAGCCUCUCAAAAAGGGGCGUUGGUGUUUCGCGUGCGGGAGAGCGACUACAACCUGGAAGGCUUCUUGGUGGUGGCCAACGACACGAUUCACUUCCAACCAAAGGCUUCGUCUGCCAUCAAAUCGUUCAGUCUGAAGCAUUUGCGAUCAUACGGACAGCAAGACGGGGUGUUCUCGUUCAAGACGGGGCGGGCGGCCUCGGAGCCAGAGAAGCUGUUCCGAUACACUGUCGUGGAUGGCUCGGACAUCCACGCCGCCUUGAAGCGGCACGUGACCCGCGUCAAGUCCACCCGCGACAUGCAGAAGUCGACGAGCGGAUCGUCACUGCCGCGCCCACUGCCGGCAACGCCGUCCUCAGCAUCGUCCGGGUAUGAGCAGCCAGGGAUGCACCCCGCCCCAGACUACGCGCAGCCAACAGACCUGCAGCAGCAGCCGCAGUAUGUGCAGCCGGACCCGGCCAGGCAGCAGCCCGACGACUACUUUGACACAGACGGCGCCAACCACGCCGAGUACGCGCGUGCCAACUACAGCGCACAGGACACGACAUACGACAGCCUGGACCAGACCACGCGGACAACCGCGCCGGCUCGCCGCCACCAGCAACAGCAGCAGCAGCGGGGCGGUGGGCAGCCCGUGUACUCGCACCUGCAGCACGAGGGCGGACCGGAGCAGGUGUACAGCAGCCUGGACCACAGCACGCAGCAGACGACGUUCCACAGCACGGCGGGCGGCAUCUACAAGGAGCUCAACAGGAGCGAGCAGACAUACAACUCGCUCGAGGGCACACACAUGCGCGCCCCCACGUCGGCAGAGAACCCGCACUUCUACGACCGCCUCAACUAG